AUGUGGUACUGUUUUCCUUUUACGAACCUGGUACAAUGUGCUAUUAUAGGUGUGAUAUUUAAUGCGGCGAAGUUGCAGUUCAACCAAUUUAGUCAUGCUACAUCACUUCAGCAAGGCAAUACUUAUUUGGAUUCUUCUUCUUAUUCGAUUAAUCUGCCACAAUUAAGUCAAGAACAACACUAUGUUUCUGCAGGCGAAACUUCUAUUAGUGAAAAUGUUGUUAACGUUCAUAAUCACGUUCUAGAUAAUACAAAUUCAACAACAAAGUUAUUUAGGAUUAAAUAA
Messenger RNA from Funneliformis mosseae, 285 nucleotides. The record is from the annotation of a GenBank genome assembly. Lineage: Eukaryota; Fungi; Glomeromycota; Glomeromycetes; Glomerales; Glomeraceae.